Messenger RNA from Cucurbita maxima (winter squash), 612 nucleotides. RefSeq names its product auxin-responsive protein SAUR24-like. The transcript has a single exon. Gene Ontology annotation, biological process: response to auxin. The coding region runs from base 154 to 447 and encodes 97 amino acids. The record is from RefSeq and is a predicted model, not a curated record. Lineage: Eukaryota; Viridiplantae; Streptophyta; Magnoliopsida; Cucurbitales; Cucurbitaceae.
UACCAUCGCUGACAGCAUAAUUCUUUCUUCCAAAACUCUAUAUAUUUGAACAUCAAAUGAUCCUUCAAACACUAAAUUCAACUCAUUCCUAGUGUUCUACACUAAUCAGAUCAAAGCUUCAGACUUUUAUCAGAGUCUUUCAUCUCUAGCAAAAUGGGGAUUCGAUUGCUAUCCUUGGUUCCUCAUGCCAAGCAUAUCCUAAAGAUGCAGUCAGGUUUUACCAAAAGUCAGUUGGAUGUGCCAAAAGGCCAUGUGGCUGUUUAUGUAGGAGAGAUCCAAAGAAAGAGGUUCUUGGUUCCAAUUUAUUACUUAAACCAUCCAUCAUUCCAAAAACUACUCAGCCAUGCAGAGGAAGAGUUUGGCUUCCAUCAUCCACAAGGGGGUCUAACCAUUCCUUGCAAGGAGGAUGCCUUCAUUGAUCUCGCCUCUAGAUUGCAGGUCUCUUGAAGUAUGCAGAAGAAAGGACAAUAUGCCAUUUUUGACAAAUUUUUUUCCGACUCAUUUACUUUUUAACGCAUGCUAGAGUGUUGUAGAGUGGGAUACCUUCCUACCUGUAAAUGAGUUGCAUUGUAAAGAUACAUUUAUUGACAGAAUUAAUGAAAAAUAGAUCAA